Messenger RNA from Rhizoctonia solani, 1104 nucleotides. RefSeq lists its product as uncharacterized. The record is from RefSeq and is a predicted model, not a curated record. Bases 1 to 1104 code for a protein of 367 amino acids. The transcript has 3 exons. Lineage: Eukaryota; Fungi; Basidiomycota; Agaricomycetes; Cantharellales; Ceratobasidiaceae.
AUGACGACACAGCAUAUUCUGAGGGUUCCUGGAGCUCAAAUACGAGCAACAGAGCCACUGCGAGUCAUUGUGUUUGGCGGAACUGGGGUUGGGAAGACUUCGGUAUGGAAGGACAAUACUGACCUGCAGCCUCUAUCUAACUCUCAAAGUCUCGUUAUCCCAAAGUUCGUCAAUGAUGCUAGCGGAAGCAAUCUUCAAAUUGGUCAUGAUCUCCCAUCCUGCACCAAAGCAGUUCAAGCAGGCCCUGUGUUCUUUAUCAAUGACCGAGCCGUACAAAUCUUCGAUACACCUGGGUUUGACGACACAACAUUGACAGAUACAGAAAUACUUCGCUCAAUCUCCGAAUUUUUGUUGCGUUUGCACGUUCAAAAUCAACCAAUUACGGGAGUUGUGUAUAUCCAUCGUAUUACUGAUAACCGGAUGAAUGGAGCAUCGGUACGGGCCCUGAGUCUGUUCCAAAAGAUAUGCGGCUCUCAGGCGAUGCGCAAUGCUGUGAUCGUAACAAACAUGUGGUCCAUCCCUCGAGACCCUCAACAGGAGGUUCGCGAGAACCAACUCAAAAGUGAAUAUUUCCGGAGUGCAAUCCUUGAUGGUGCCAAGGUAGCUAGGCGCGGAGGUACUGGCCCUGAGUCAGCACGAGCGGUUCUUGGCCUCCUGUUGAAUUGCGCCCCUGUAAUGCUUGCGCUUCAAGAAGAACUAGCGAUUCGACAACUCCCAUUAGACGAGACCGAAGCUGGAGCCCUUGUCGACCAGAACUUAAGAAAGCGGUUGGAACGCCAACAGCGUGAAAAAAUGGAGCUCGAGGAAGAGCUGCAAGAAGCUAUUAGGGAGCGCGACAGACGUGCCCAGGAACAGCUGGGGAGGUUCAAGCGCGAUAAGGAAUUGGAAGUCAAGUUACUGCAAGAACAACUGGAUGCCCUCCGUGAGGCCAGUGACCUCCAACGUCAAAGCGUGAGUCUGUCCAGAAGACAUGAGGCACAGCAUCCAGGCGGUACGGGAAGUCCGCCUGGGGUACAGAGCUCGGCAGGUACGGACGGCCAGUCGUCCAAUAGGCCAGGUCGAGGGUUUGGCUUGUGGAAGAGGGGAAAUCGGAAUACUCCCUAG